AUGAGUGAUAACGACGAAAACAGUGACUGUUCGCCUGGUUGGACAACAAAAAAAAGGAGUGCGAUGAGCUCACCUGCUGCCGCUUAUGCUUCUGCUGAAAAGGAAACAAGUAAUGAUGAUACAGGUACUAGCAACAGUACUUCGUCUGUGAUGGAAAAAGAACUUAAUAAAGCAAUAGAAAAAUCAAAAACCAAAACAUAUCCCAGAUCAGUGAAGAAGAAAGAAGAUAAUAUUUAA
Parnassius apollo (apollo) is the source of this 237-nucleotide messenger RNA. NCBI's taxonomy places the organism in Eukaryota, Metazoa, Arthropoda, Insecta, Lepidoptera, Papilionidae. The record is from the annotation of a GenBank genome assembly.